Myiozetetes cayanensis is the source of this 3213-nucleotide messenger RNA. It is a transcript of the gene KCNMB2, whose product is annotated as potassium calcium-activated channel subfamily M regulatory beta subunit 2. Gene Ontology annotation, cellular component: voltage-gated potassium channel complex; membrane. The record is from RefSeq and is a predicted model, not a curated record. Gene Ontology annotation, molecular function: potassium channel regulator activity; calcium-activated potassium channel activity. Bases 634 to 1341 code for a protein of 235 amino acids. Gene Ontology annotation, biological process: detection of calcium ion; potassium ion transport. The transcript has 5 exons. NCBI's taxonomy places the organism in Eukaryota, Metazoa, Chordata, Aves, Passeriformes, Tyrannidae.
CGUUCGCAUCAGUCAGGAGAGCUACGGCACCUUCCGCUCCCGGGAGUGAUUUUCUCUUUAGUUUCAAAACAAUGUGUGAAACCCUGCUCUGCAGAAACAGUGGCCUCAGUGAGUUUAAGGAUGACUGAAGCUAUUUACUCUCCCAGGGAGGUUUAAAAACUACGGAGGGAUGAAUGGGGUUAGACCUAUCGCUGCAUUGCCAGCAGCCAUCCUAUUACAGCUCUGAAUAAAAGCAGGAAUGGCAUGUCUAGCCUAGGUUAAUAAACCCUACGGAGUGCAUGCCUUAAAAGCACUACGAAACAGCCUUAAGUCAGCUGGAGAAAACUAAUUUCAAGCAUGGCUGUCUAGUGUGCCUGUCAUUCCUAUUGUCCUUCCAAACUAUUUCAGACAUUUUGAGCAGGGAGUACUAAGCGAUGAGUUAGCAGGGGUUGUGACAUUAAUGGUCAAAAAAAGGUUUAAGCAUCAGGAGGAAACGAUGACAGCGCUUAACAACUGGUGGCAGUUCGGAGGAUUCCGCUGGAUCUCUGUUUAAUAAUAAUUAGGCUUCGCCUCGGAGGAAGAUGUGACAACUAUCGGAGGUCCUUCCAUCGUCCCACUGCAGCGAGCAGAGCCAGCACUGGGCAACCCUCUAAAAUGUUUAUUUGGACCAGUGGCCGGAGCUCUACAUCUUACAGACAUGAUGAGAAAAGAAAUAUUUACCAAAAAAUCAGGGAUCACGACCUACUGGACAAAAGGAAAACAGUCACAGCCCUAAAAGCUGGAGAAGACCGGGCCAUACUCCUCGGGCUGGCCAUGAUGGUGUGCUCUAUCAUGAUGUACUUCCUCCUGGGGAUCACCCUGCUGCGCUCCUACAUGCAAAGUGUCUGGACAGAAGAGACUCAGUGCUCGCUUCUCAAUGCAUCCAUCACAGAAACCUUCAACUGCUCAUUUAACUGCGGCCCAGACUGCUGGAAGAUCUCUCAGUACCCCUGCCUCCAGGUGUACGUUAAUCUCACCUCUUCUGGCCAGAAGCUUCUGCUCUACCACACCGAGGAAACAAUGAAAAUUAAUUCUGAGUGUUCCUACAUCCCCAAGUGCGGGAAGAACUAUGAGGAAUCCAUGUCCCUGGUGAAUGUCGUGAUGGAAAACUUCAGGAAGUACCAACGCUUCUCCUGCUUCUACGACCCCGAGGGCGUUCAAAAGAACGUGAUAUUAACCAAACUGUACAGCUCCAAUGUGCUGUUCCACUCCCUGUUCUGGCCCACCUGCAUGAUGAUCGGCGGGGUCGCCAUCGUCGCGAUGGUGAAGCUGACUCAGUACCUUUCCCUCCUCUGUGAGAGAAUCCAAAGGAUCAACAGAUAGGAAUGAAAACUUCUCUGAAAUUUAACUACAGUGAAAAUACUGUUUUCUCAUUCUUCACCAAAGAACCUUAAGUUUGUAAUGUGCAAGUCUGUUAUAAGUUCCUUACGAUAUUCUUAUAAGUAGAGCAAUAAUGCAAAAGCUGUUCUAUAUGCAAACAUGAUGUUAUUAUUAUGCAGACAACUGAAGAAGUUACUGUUUUGUGUUGACCGUCUAUAUGAUCUUGUUUGAUGCUGGGACUAGUACUUCUUUCUUUUCUACAGCCAAAAUAGGGCUCAGUGUGACCAUUCGCCAAGCUUAGUCAAUUGACAGUUUCAGUGUAAAGAACUGUGGGGAAAAUUCACCACUGGACAAAGGGCAGCCAACCACUUGAGCAUCAUUGAGGUCUCGCAUCUGGCUUGGUCCAUUCAAAGGAUUUAUGGCUUUGGCUUUUUUAUUAAUGGCUGCAGGGGAGGGAGGAAAGCACUGAUAAAGGGCUUUGGGGUAUUUUUGUAGUAAGAUGGCACAAAAAGGAUGUAUAUUGAGGCCAGGAUAAGUGUACAGUAUUUUCAGCCUCAGUAGGACUUGGUGAUGCUUUGUGUUUGCUCCCACAGUUCAGAAGUAAAUUGUGCCCUAUGGUGUUUAAGGUCUUUUGGAAAACACUUUGGAGUUUCGUUGUGUUUUGUUUAGUGCUAUGAUUUCCUUCUGUCUUAUCAACAUAAUCUUUGUCACUUGCAGAAGCUGUAGCCAAAAAACAAAACCCACCUUGUUCCAUUUUCUAUUCUAUUCUGAGCCCUAUUGAUGGAGGUGGGACCAGAACUCCUUAUGUAAAGGUUUAUUACUCAUUUGUCUUGUAUUUGCUACCAUAUCAUUGUAAAGAAAAAAUAACACAAUCAGCUAUUUUUUCAUUUUUUACUUCCAACUAUUUUAGAUUUUUUUACUUGAUAUAUAUACAGAUAUAUAUAUAUAUAUAAAGAAAAAGCUAUAUUAUAUCUAGUUGUGUAUUGGAACUUGUUUAUGGGGGUUUUUUCCUUUGUUUUUAUCCACUGGAAAAUGAACAGUACAAGUCAUGUAUUUAUAACCUUCAUCCUUGAAUAAUAACAUGGAGGAGCAGCACUGCAGGAUCUUAUCCAAUAUUCAUAAUGUUGUUUCCGUCAAAGGUCUCUGUUGCUAUGACAUGGGAAUUGACAAAAAUCUCAUCCAAUUCUAUGGCUCUAUUAACUGAAUUGUUAGAUAAUCAUCAUAACACGUCUGGAAGUCUCUCCUGACCUUAACUCAGUAUGCAGGGCUGGCUGACAUGAAUUAUGAUUUACAGGGCCCAGGUGCAAUGAUUUAUUGGAAAAACUGAGAUUCUGACUAAAAUGUUGUCCUAUCUGUCAAAUAUUUACCACAGUAUACUUGCCAGUAUAAUUUCAUGCAAGAUUUCUGAGUAAUUUAUUUUUAUUCCCCUAUAGAAAGCAUUCCCUAUGUUUUAAAGACACUUCUCUCAGUUUCUCACGUUGCACCCAGCCUGAAGGACAAAUGCAAGGCAGAUCCUGGGAGCACACUGUGAACUCAUUAUCCAAUAGCUCAAAGAAACCACAGGCAGGCCUACUCAAACUAAGAAACCAAUAUUUUCCCCUUCAAAAAGACUGCAAAACAAGUAUUUUGCCUCUUUCAUCUCUCUCUAUAUAAGUACCUUUCUGCAACAUGGCAUAAAAAAUUUCAAGAUGUUAUAAAACAAGUCAUGCAAGUGUAAUGUGAGCUGUAAAAAAAAAAAAAAGAGUUCUCAGCAAUGAAAAUGAACCUGCAAUCUUGUAAUCAGUAGUACAAUUUUCCUUAGGUAAUUAAAUUCCUUGGGGGGGGGGGAAUGAUGAAGGUUCCAAAAUAUGUAAUAAAAAUAUUAAAUUAAAUCUU